UAUAUAUACACACACACACACACUCCCAAGUUAUUUACACCCAAGGAGUGGGAUGCAGCUUUAACACAGCAGCUCAGUCUUAUACCUGUCUGCUCAGAGGAAAGCCUACUAGUUUUUAUUGGGGGCAGAUUCCUAGGUAAGCAAGUACAGGGAGCCAUCCUUCUCCAUGGAUUCAUUAUCUGCGGAUUGAAGCAUCCACAGCUCGAAGAUGGUAAAAUACAUAUACACAUUCCAAAUAGCAAAGUUUGAUUUUGCCAUUUUAUAUAAGGAACACCAUUUUACUUUCCAUUAUAUUUAAUGAGACUUGAGCAUCCACAGAUUUUGGUAUCCACAGGGGUCCUGGAACCAAACCCCAGUGGAUACCAAGGACUCAAUGUAUGAGAAUUUCACCCUAUUUUGGCAGCCACUACAGGAGGUAAAAAACAAAUAGAUGAUUUACUUUUCCUUGUUAUUUUUAAGUACUUGUUUGUAUAAGUGGGCGAGCUCAUAUAAUCUGAGACAGUGAAUGUGAGCAUGUGUUCGGAGGCAGGAUUUGGUGACUGUGGCUAGACCUAAAUCUUCAUGGUGUGGCGCUUGUGGCUGUUAUCUUCUCAUGCUGUGUAAAAGGUUUGACCCAACAGUUAAUGGUUGGGUAGCUUUUUUUAAAAGUACGUAAAGGUUGCUCGGACUGCAAAGCCAAAAAACUGGCUGGAGGAAAGAGGUCGAGAAAAAUAUCACCUACUAGAAGUGGGAAGUGCGCAACCAUGCAGCUGAGCUUUGAGCCGCAGUUGUGGUUUUGGGCAUAAAUAACAAGGAUCAGUGAAUGAUCCAUAUUUGCAGCCUGUGAAACUGGUGUUAUUGCCUAUGAAGAAGUGUCAGGAUUGAUGAGGGAGGCUCCAUAGCCAUGGGGACCGCUUCCUCCUUGGUAAGCCCCAUAGGCACUGUUGGGGAGGUGAUUGAGGACACCUAUGAAGGUGGUGGUGGUGAGGCCUGUGAGAUCCCUGUGGAGGUGAAGCCCAAAGCUCGCCUCCUGCGCAGUUCCUUCCGUCGGGUGGGUACGUCGCGGCCUGGAGGCCUUAUCGGCGCCAGCUUCAAAUCCACGGCCUCGGUACAAGAACUGGAGUGUAUGGCAGAAUAUGAACGUCUGAGAAAAGAGUAUGAGAUCUUCCGCAUCAGCAAGAACAACGAGGUGGCAUCGAUGAUGAAGAAAGAGGCCAAGAUGGACAAGGAGAACAAGCGCUUACGGGCGGAGCUACAGGCACUCCAGAAAACAUAUCAAAAAAUACUCAGAGAGAAAGAAAGUGCUCUGGAAGCUAAGUACCAAGCUAUGGAGAGAGCUGCCACAUUUGAACACGAUCGGGACAAAGUCAAAAGACAGUUCAAGAUUUUUAGAGAAACUAAGGAAAAUGAAAUUCAGGAUUUACUGAGGGCCAAGCGAGACUUGGAGGCAAAAUUGCAGAGACUACAAGCUCAAGGUAUCCAGGUAUUUGAUCCUGAAGAAUCAGAUUCGGAUGACAGCUGUACAGAGGGCACUGCCACUGGUGUUCAGACUGAAUACUGGCCUGGUGGAGUGUUGGGCAGUGAACCAUCCAUGGGCAGUAUGAUGCACCUCCAGCAGUCUUCAGGGCCCGAUUUUGCACACAGUUCCCAUAGUGUGGAAGGGCCAUUUGCAAAUCAACAGGAUGAUUGGGAUACAGCUGUUGCCAGUUUGCUUGCAGUGACUCCAUUGUUUUCCCACUCUUUAUGAGAACCAGUAAGGAUAUAUCUUAUAAACACAGAGGAAACUCAAGGAGAAGUGGACCAUUUUCAUACAAAAUACUCACCAAAACUUCAGAAAUAUUGUGAAACAAUGGAAUACUUUUUCCAAGUCGUCCAUUUUGCAGUAGAAACUGAAAGUCCUUUCCAAGCUGUAAGGAAAUGGGAAAUUGAGAAGAGUUCUUUAGCCAUUUUAUUUAUACAUCUAAAUUUACCAAGUUGUAUUCUGGAUGAGUGUGAAGAAGUCUUUUUGAAGAAUCCUGAAGGGAAGCCUCGGCUUAUUUACCACCGGCUGGAAGAGGGCCAGAUCAGUUCGGAUUCUGUAAAGCAGUUAGUCGAGCAAGUUCAUUUUGUGAACAAAGCAAAGAUUAUAAACCAUACAGGAGGAUUAGAGGAAGGAGCAUAUGAAGUCUACAAUUAUGUGGAAAAUACCAUCAAACAGGAUAUAUUAGGUUGUGAAAUUACACAGCUAGAAAAGAAAGAUGUAACAGAUAAUAGUGACUCCUCUGUUCCUGAAGAAGAAAUUUUGGGGGAUGUCCUGUGGGAUGCUCAUGAUGAACAAGAACAGAUGGAGGCUUUCCAACAAGCAUCCAAUUCCACUUGUGAGCUAGGAUUUGAGAAGUAUUACGAAUGUCUAAAUGACCUGGUGGCAGCCCCAGCACCAAUUCCCCCACUUCUUGUUUCUGGAGGACCAGGGUCUGGGAAAUCUCUCCUUCUGUCAAAAUGGAUUCAGUUACAACAGAAGCAUUCACCAAAUACACUCAUUCUGUAUCAUUUUGUUGGAAAACCUCUGUCGAGCAGUUCGGAACCUGCACUGAUCCUCAAACGUCUCACUUUAAAGCUUAUGCAGCAUUCUUGGUCAAUCUCACCUUUGACACUGGAUCCGACUAAGCUAUUGGAAGAAUUUCCUCGUUGGCUAGAGAAGCUUUCUGCCCAUCACCAAGGUGGUGUUAUAAUAAUAAUUGACUCUAUUGAUCGAAUCCAGCAAGCCGAAAAACACAUGAAGUGGCUAAUAGAUCCUCUGCCAGUGAACGUAAGGGUCAUAGUAUCUGUGAACGUUGAAACUUGUCCUCAAGCAUGGAGGUUGUGGCCAACUCUACACCUUGAUCCAUUAAAUGCUAAAGAUGUGAAAUCUCUCAUUAAUGAAGAGUGCAGGUGUGCAGACCUGAAGCUGACUAAAGAACAGGAGAAGAAGCUUGACAAACACAGUCAUUCUACUACAACUUGCAAUGCCUUAUAUGUCACACUUUUGGGCAGAAUGAUGGCUGGUGCUGGGAGCAGCGAAAAUAUCGAUGUAGUUCUUCAAAAGUGUUUCCAGUGCCAAGAUAUGGUGUCACUGUACAAGCUGCUUCUGAGAUCAAUUGAAGAAUCUUUGAAAAGUGACAAAGACAAAGACUUAAUGAAAGAGAUUCUCUGCCUCAUUAGUGUCAGCCACAAUGGAGUCAGUGAGUCAGAACUGAUGGAACUCUGUCCUGAACUGUCUUGGGAAUUGUUGGCCUCCUUAGUCUACAGCUUACACAAGAUGUGUUUUUUGACCUACGGCUGUGGCUUGUUAAAGUUUCGGCACCUCCAGGCUUUGGAAACAGUGAAACUGGAAUACAUGGAAGAUCAGAAGACUUUGGCUGCUUCCAGAGAAAAACUGAUACAGUACUUCAGCAUGCAAUUAAGUGAAGAGAGAGUGACUUGGCGGAGUGCAGAUGAACUCCCCUGGUUGUUCCAGCAACAUGGUGACAAACCGAAAUUACACAAGUGCCUGCUGAAUCUCUUUGUAUCUCAAAACCUGUAUAAAAGGGGACAUUUUGCAGAACUACUGAGCUAUUGGCAACUUCUUGGCAAAGAUAAGAGCUCCAUGGCAGCAGAAUAUUUCAGCUCUCUGAAGCUCUAUGAAAAAAGCUGUGAUGGAGAGGAAAGCAUGAUUUUAUUGGCUGAUCUCUAUGAGACUCUGGGGCGAUUUCUUAAAGAUCUAGGUCUUCUCAGUCAGGUUAUUGCUCCUCUGCAGCGCUCCCUGGAGAUUCGAGAGACUGCUCUUGAUCCAGACCAUCCCAGAGUAGCCCAGUCACUCCAUCAGUUAGCAGGGGUUUACAUGCAGUGGAAGAAGUUUGGCAAUGCUGAGCAGUUGUACAAGCAGGCACUUGAAAUAUCUGAAAGUGCUUUUGGAACUGAACAUCUCAGGGUUGCGCGUGAACUGGAUGCACUUGCAACCCUGUACCAGAAGCAGAACAAAUAUGAGCAAGCUGAACAUCUAAGGAAAAAAUCAUUUAGAAUUCAGCAAAAAGCUGCAAGGCGGAAAGGCAGCCUGUAUGGAUUUGCACUUCUUCGCCAACGAACUUUGCAGUUGGAGGAAUUGACUUUGGGUAAAGAUACAUCUGAUAAUGCUCGAACACUUAAUGAGCUUGGAGUUCUCUACUAUCUGCAAAACAAUCUUGAGACAGCAGAACUUUUUCUGAAACGCUCCCUGGAAAUGAGAGAACGGGUUCUUGGGCCUGACCACCCAGACUGUGCCCAGUCUUUGAACAACCUAGCAGCACUGAACAAUGAGAAGAAGAAUUAUGACAAGGCAGAAGAGCUGUAUGAAAGGGCACUAAACAUCAGGAAGAGAGCAUUAGCACCUGACCACCCUUCUUUAGCUUACACUGUGAAACACCUGGCUGUGCUCUACAAGAAGUUGGGAAAGCUUGACAAAGCUGUGCCCCUGUAUGAGUUGGCUGUUGAAAUCAGACAGAAAUCCUUUGGUCCAAAGCAUCCAAGUGUGGCUACUGCUUUGGUAAACCUGGCAGUUCUUUGUUGUCAAAUGAAAAAACACUCUGAAGCCUUGCCUCUUUAUGAAAGGGCUCUGAAAAUUUAUGAAGACAGCUUUGGGCGUAUGCAUCCUCGGGUAGGAGAAACCUUAAAGAAUUUGGCUGUGCUGAGCUAUGAAGGAGGAAAUUUUGAAAAGGCUGCUGAGCUCUAUAAGAGAGCCAUGGAAAUCAAAGAUGCAGAGACUUUGUUGAUGGGUGGAAAGGCAGGUUCCCGUCACUCAUCAAGUGGAGAUACGCUGAGUUUGAAAAGUGUUUUACCUCCCAAUGCGCUCCUGCAGCAUGCACGAAGGUGAUGCACAGUAGAACACAGAGGCCAAGAAGCAAAGGUCUAUCCAGCACCAGUGGAAUCAAAACUUCCUCCAGCUGCAGCCCUCCAUGACUGCAAAAAGACACUUCAAAUGAGUGGAUGAGAGGAGUGAUUACUAGUAUUGGCAAUGGGAUCCAGCUGAAGUACAGCAUUGGAUCAUGCCUUGAAAGUACAGCAACAUAUUCUUCAAAAGUCUGUAAUAAAGUUUCAAAAUAAUAAGGAUUUAAGAGGUGGUGAAAGGUGGACACCGUAUUGAAAAAGAAAUAGAUGGUGGUGGGCCAGAACAUGUGUCUAGAACAGUGUUACCUGGACACACAUUGAACUGUUUUCAGUAUUGCUAAAUAUUGUGUGGCUCUAUCCAGUUUUAAAAGUUGUGUUGCUUAUGACACAUAAAACCUGAAUAUAUGGGGGCUUGUGUCUCGUUGAUUUCAAGAACUGAGCUCUUAGGUACUUGUUUACUGACUUCUAUGCAUUAGACUAUGUGGCCUUAUCUAAAUAUCAUUAAGGUUAAUCUGUAUUUGCACUGUCAGAUAAUUAUAUUCUACCUCUUUCAGAAGUAUUUGGAAUUAGUAGAGCUGUUUGUAUGUACAUCAUAUUUGAUAACCAUGUAUCCCAAAAGAUUUAAGUAUGAUGACCAUGGACUUUUAGGAAUAUUUUCAUUGUAGGAAGUAGUUCUUCCUACUACUGUAGAGAGCUAGUACAAUAAUAGUGGUUUGUUAGGCUACAGCUCUGGAAAACAGGGUUUAAAUCCCAACACAGCCAUGGAAACCCAUUGGAAGACCUUAGACAAGUCACAUUUUCUCAGUCUCAGAAGAAGGCAAAUGUAAAACCCGUCUGAACAAAUCUUGCCAUGAAAACCCUGUGAUAGGUUAGCUUUAGAGUCACCAUAAGUUGAAAACAACUUUAAGGCUGACAACAGCACUAGAAAGUAGUUCUAAAGGAAAUUGGUAGUAAAGGAAAUUGCAUUAAGGGUCUUUAUACUUAAACAGUAAAAAAACAAAAACGAUGUUUCAUGUUCAUCUGUUCUCAGGUGAACAUUUAUAUGUGCAGGCAUUAAGUUCAGAGGCUUUGAUCUCAAUGAGAUUAAUACUUUUUUAUUACUCUUUUAGUCAAAUUUAAUUUUAUUAACAUUUGUGUGGAAUAGUAGAUAUAACUGGGAAGAUUAUAGUGUUUUGAAGAAAUAUUUCAUAAAUGGUACUAUGAAGCCUGGUGUAAUUUUAUUUAAAAAUGUGGAAUGGAAAAACUGCUCUUAGCUACUUUUAGCAUGGUAUCUCAACUGAAAACUAUUUAUUGAAAGUAGAAACUAUGUUCCAAAGCACACUGCAGAAAUUAUCCAGUUUGGGACCGCUUUAACUGCCCUGGCUAAAUGCUA
Messenger RNA from Sceloporus undulatus (fence lizard), 6211 nucleotides. It is a transcript of the gene NPHP3, whose product is annotated as nephrocystin 3. The record is from RefSeq and is a predicted model, not a curated record. Gene Ontology annotation, biological process: kidney development; convergent extension; determination of left/right symmetry. Gene Ontology annotation, molecular function: protein binding. Lineage: Eukaryota; Metazoa; Chordata; Lepidosauria; Squamata; Phrynosomatidae.